AUGGCAGUCCCAGACAGUGACGGAGCUGCAGUCCUGGUCAACCUUCCCGUUUUCAACACGAUGAAUGUUCACGUUUGGUUCUCGCAACUGAGUGCAAUAUUUCAGGCUAAGAGAAUCCAGUCACAGACUGCUCGUUUCGCUGAUGUAGUCGAGAAACUACGUCCCGACAUCGCAUCGGAAGUUUCCGACUUGUUACGUAACGUCCCAUCAGAGAACCCAUUUAACGUUCUGAAAGAAGCCAUUAUAUACAGGACCGGAAAGUCAGAGGAACGACGAAUCAACGACUUGUUCAACACGCUUCAACUCGAUCAGAACAAACCAACACAACUUCUUCGGAAGAUGAAAAACCUUUUGGGUAACAACACCAUGUCAGAGGCUUUGCUACGGAAACUCUGGCUGGACAAGCUGCCGACCCACACCGCGCAGAUUUUGGCAACAAUUCCUGAGGACUUGGACCUACUACGAGUGGCUGCAGUAGCCAAUAGAAUCGUGGAGACAAGGACUCUUAACAGCACUCAUAUUUCCUCAGUGGACAGCACACCACGUGACGACACACUAAAGAAAAUGCAGCAGCAGAUCGAAAAAUUGUCCACGCAACUGGAGCGACUGAGUAGAGUGCAUUCGCAUCCAGCAUGCAACGCAUACAAGUCUCGACACCAUAGCAGAACUAACUCGAACACUAGGAGUAAACCAAACACUGGAAUUUGUUGGUACCACCAAAAGUUUGGACAAGCAGCGAGACAUUGUGCAGAACCUUGCCAUUUCAACGGUCGAUCAACAUCUACUAAAAUCAAGCGGGAAAAGGCGACCCCCAACAGCACAUGA
Acanthosepion pharaonis is the source of this 825-nucleotide messenger RNA. Lineage: Eukaryota; Metazoa; Mollusca; Cephalopoda; Sepiida; Sepiidae. The record is from the annotation of a GenBank genome assembly.